AUGAGCGGAUGUGGAGGUGGAUACCAAGUACUAACAUUAGACUUCUCCAGAAAGCCAGAGGAGAAUGAUUUAUGGGAUUGUAUAUAUAAUACUAAUUUACCUGGCAUAAGGGCUGAAAAGGAUAAAAACAAGCCGGUAAAUGGUUUUACGAGAUACACCUAUAAACACAAUGGUGGAAGUGCAUUUACCCUAAAUACAAAUUUAGGCGGUGGACAUAAUUUAAGAGGACGUGGAGGGAAUAUCCUGGAGGUAACGGUUUACUACUGGAACGGGAAUAAUAAUACACCAAUACUACUUGGAAUUAAAAAGAAUAGUAAUGACUUUAAGUACUAUUCCUGUAGAUUUAAUAAAACAAACCAGAGUAAUUGGUCAUAUGCCGGUAACGAAAAUAAAGACCUACUUCACCUUAUAGACGAGAAAAACUGUAGCUUCAACGGUGCCGUACCAUUUGAGAUCACUGAUCCUACUAAUCCAUCUCUGUUUUUCUCCGGUGACAUACCUUACUGUAUACAGACUAGAAAGAUAGAAUCUAUAAAAUCAGCUCCACAACUUACUAUCCCUGAAUAUACUGUUAAGGAAUACGAUGUACAUAGUUCUGGAAUUGGAACUCAAAUUUCUAGAGUAACCUAUAGUGGAGCAGAUACUAGUGGUAUAAAUCUCCCAAACGAUUAUGCGGUUUAUAGGGUUAGGGUGUACUCACAUCAAACGACUGAUAUUCCUCUUAUGCUCCAGUUUAUACCAAAGAAUGGAGGAGAGUCAAAGUGGUUUGAGAGUACAAAAAAAGAUGGCACUAAAUGGGCACAAGCUGGUGACUAUGGAUUCUAUAAUAGUGAUGGUCAGCCUACUGAAGCACUUUCCGAAAAACUAGAUGAGGUAGCAUGUUCCAUUGGUAUCGGUGUUACCAUGGAUCUAACUCAUGGUAAAUAUCAGAGUGGACAUUCGUACUGUUGUGGUAAGGAACAUGAUACUGAUAAGAAAGUCUCUGUUACUAGUGAUAAAGUUGCAUCUAAAAUUCCCUACGUCAAGCAUCAUAUUGGCGGUGAAUCUAAACUCGCUGGAAUUAAGUAUAAUGAUGGAAAAACUAGAAAGAACAUAACAUCUGAUAAUGGUAUAAAGUUUCCCAUCUCUGGUCCAGUUAGUGUAUAUGUCUUCUAUUGUACAGGGAAGGAUCCAAAGCUUAUCUGUAUCAAUUAUGAAAGCAAUCAGACAGUUAACUGGUACAAGCAAAGAAAUUCUGAUAAUGUAGAAUGGGAUAAUGUACCUGACAUAUCCGAAGAUCCAGAGAACAUCAAAAACUGUAAGGAUGACAGGAACUUUGAACAUCUUGUGAACGCUCUACAAGGAUUUACUGGAUGUGAAUACUCAAGAUGUAAAGAGCCUCUUAAACCCUCAUCUCCAGUACUAAGUGUUGUUGGUAAAGAAGAAGUCCCUGCAGCUGAUCUUUCUGACCAGGUUCCUGAUACAGAGUCUGAGACAAAGAUUCUCCUACAAGGUACUCCAGUGGCUGAAAUGGUUGAAGAUAGAAAUAGUGAUGGUGAAAGAGUAGAACCGAAAGUAUCAGUAGUAGGCUGGCCAGUACCAAGAGAUUCAGGAGCAAGUUCUCCAGAUUCAGCAGGAUUAGCAGGAGAGGAAGUAGUAGUAACUUGGGUAGAUGGUUCACCUCCAUUAGAGUUUCCUCUACCUCAUCCUAUUCCUGCACCUCUUGAUACUGCUGUACCUACAGUAUCUCUUGAACCAUCACCUCAUCUACCUCUUCUUACUGUUUCUACGGGAUAUUCUAUUUCCGGACAUCCUCCACCUCUUAUAACUGAAUUUCUUUCAUCACCUCUAGAUCUUACUGCUGUUCAAGGUUCUUCUAUUGCUGUACCUAAAGAAUAUCUUCCACCUCUAGCUAUUCAAGUUGAAGGAUCUCCUAUUGCUUCUGUACCUACCAUAUAUCUUCCGUCACCUAUAUCUCCUCAUACUGCUCUUUCUAGUCUACCUGGAGUGGAAGGUAAAGGAUCUGCUAGCCUUAUAGGAGAAUCUGCUGCUCAACUUGAAGUUUCUACCGAAGAAUCUCAUCCUGAAACUGGAGUUAAAGGUAGUCAAGCUCCUGAUCUAGGAUCUCCUGCUCCUACUGGAGCUAAAGCUCUAGCUGCCAAACUUGAAACCAAGGCUAUUCAAGACUCGGACUAUAUUCCUGGAACUCCCGGUGAUUGUGGAUCUCUACCAUCUACUCUUCCUACUGCUACUGGCAAGGGUGGUGAUAUAGGAGAAUACAGAUAUGCAAGGAAUGGAUACCUUCCAUUUACUUCUGGUCCCUCAGAUUCUUAUAGUUUUGGGGGUUGGAGUUUUCAAGAAACUACUGCUAAAACAGGACAACCGCAAAGACUCUCUGGAAAUUCUGGUGGUACAAUGAUCGCUGAAAACUCUUCUAAGAGAAACUUUAAUCUGAACAUUCCUUCCAUUAUUACCUCAUCCAUCCUUGGUGCUUCAGGUUCUCUUACUGGAUUUGGUUGGUGGGCAUUUAAACGUUCUAGAGGAGAUCCUUGGGUGAGACAGAUUUAG
Messenger RNA from Theileria equi strain WA, 2547 nucleotides. RefSeq lists its product as hypothetical. The transcript has a single exon. The coding region runs from base 1 to 2547 and encodes 848 amino acids. NCBI's taxonomy places the organism in Eukaryota, Apicomplexa, Aconoidasida, Piroplasmida, Theileriidae. The record is from RefSeq and is a predicted model, not a curated record.